Messenger RNA from Cantharellus anzutake, 777 nucleotides. RefSeq names its product HAD-like domain-containing protein. Lineage: Eukaryota; Fungi; Basidiomycota; Agaricomycetes; Cantharellales; Hydnaceae. Gene Ontology annotation, molecular function: phosphatase activity. Bases 1 to 777 code for a protein of 258 amino acids. The record is from RefSeq and is a predicted model, not a curated record. The transcript has 8 exons.
AUGGCAGCAGAUGACAACCAUCCUGAGAGUACUCUCCCUUACCCACCUAUAUACAAGGAUGCGCCAGUCGUGGUGUUGUCUGACUGGGACGGUACAAUCACCAAUCGCGAUUCGAACGACUACUUGACGGAUAAUCACGGAUUUGGCGAGAAACUAAGGCGAGAGGGGAAUCUUGAUAUUCUGGAAGGUCGUUCCACUUUUAGGGAUGCAUUCAAGGAGAUGCUGGAUAGCGUCAAGACUCCUUUUGAGGAAUGCAAAGAGAUUCUCAAGAAAAAUAUUAUCUUGGACCCUGGAUUCAAACAAUUUUUCGAAUGGUGCAAGUCCAACAACGUCCCCAUCAUUAUUGUUUCGAGUGGGAUGGCGCCUUUGAUUCGUGCAGUACUUUCCAACCUCAUAGGCGAAGAGGACGCACAGACGAUAGAUAUUAUUUCAAACGAUGUUGAAGUGCGGCCUGAUGGACAAUGGAGCAUAAAGUUCCGGCAUCCUACCAGUGGUUACGGGCACGACAAGUCGCAGGCGAUCUUGCCAUACAAGGAACUUUCGCAUCGGCCCAUCCUGUUCUUUUUUGGUGAUGGUGUCUCUGACCUAUCUGCUGCGAGGCACGCGGAUGUCUUGUUCGUGAAAAACGAUAAGCCCGAAGGUCAGAAUGAUCUUGCGGUUUACGUGAAGCGGGAAGGGAUACCCCAUAUUCUGUUCACUGAUUUUACAAAAGCUCUGCCCGUUGUGCAGAGUAUCGUCAAGAAAGAGAAAACAGUGGACGAGGUCCUUCAAUAUUAA